This is a messenger RNA of Wasmannia auropunctata (little fire ant), 764 nucleotides long. RefSeq lists its product as uncharacterized. The transcript is spliced from 3 exons. Lineage: Eukaryota; Metazoa; Arthropoda; Insecta; Hymenoptera; Formicidae. The record is from RefSeq and is a predicted model, not a curated record. The coding region runs from base 163 to 675 and encodes 170 amino acids.
CGCAAUAAGCUCCGUCGCUUUUUGUUUCGUUCAAAUUAACAGAUUUAUUUCUCUUUCUCUCUCUCUUUCUCUGCUAUUUCGGACGAGCGACGCGACUGCCUCAGUUUCGAUUUCGUGAAAUUUCUAUGGCAAAGUGUUAAAUUUUAACAGCAAUGACUGAUCAUGAAAAACCGAAUAACCAGCGUCUCCGAUCAAUUCGUAAAGCUCACGUGGCGAGUCGCCUAUUGGCUUUGGGAGACCAUCGAACUUAUCCUGAUCAUCAUAUUCGACUGCUUCGUGAGGCUAAUGGAACUAAUACUCGUGAUAAUGAAAUUAAUGUUUCAGGUGCUCUGUUUCUUCAGAGAUUUAUGCAUCGACACGAUGCAGACGUUCGCCAAUGUUUUCCGAGGGAUCGUUAAUGUCAUUAGCAGCAUCAGCUGCGAUGACGUCGAGGACUUCGCCUCCGCCUGCAUUGUCAUUGCCUUGUGCACCGGGGCCGUCAAGAUGUUCAUGAACCUUCUCAAGAGGAAUCCCCACACGAAGCUGUUCGACAUGUUUGGGCAACGCGUGACGCAGAGCGGCAAUAAUAACAAUCCGACGGCGAGGAGUCACAGCCAGGAUGCUUGUCUUCCCAAGAGAAAGGUGGGCAGAAGGCCAAAGCGACGAAAUAACAGGCGAUAUCGAUCUGCGUCAUAAAAGAAUAACUGAUAUAAUUACAUAAGAUUUCCUUUUGUGAAGUACAAAUGUCCCUAUAAGAUAUUUACAUAAACGUUUAUUAUCUAUAA